AUGCGCACGGAAACCAAAACUCCGAUUGUUCAGAUCAACAACCAGGGCGAAGAGAUGCUGAAAUCAGAGGCUUCAUGCCGCGAGUUCGUCAAGACUAAAGACCCAUCAACCAUAGCCCGUCAGAUUCAGCUGGACCAAGAAUCAUGUAGGUUAUCAAGACUGCCCAGUCUACUGGCUCUAUACCUCCCCCCGCCAAAAUCCGAGCAAGCCAACGCGAUUGCGCUGCACUUGUACCCCGAAACUUCGAUGUAUUGUCGGUCGAUCAGGAUGGCACAAUACUCUGGCAUGGUACAAGUCAUCAAGGCGUAUUUGAACCAGAUGACUUCUAAUCUUAAGCAUGAGAAGCUAGCAACUGUCGUUGGGGGACUGGAAACUAGGAAGCCUUCGAAGGAACAGAUUCAGACGGCUCUCAAUGUCCUGGAUUUCUUCGUCAAGAACCAAGAUAUGAAUCAAAUCAAUCUCAGGACCUCACUUGAAGACGUAAUCCAUGUCUUACGAAAGGAUCUCGAAAUCCCAUCUGAGACCCAAAACUCGUCUGUUCGAGUUUAUCCGUCAAUUGCUUCGAUGGAGGGACCAGUGUCCAGACGCAAAUGCUACAUCUGCCGUUUUCUGCUUGUUUCCCAUCAUGCUCAAUACUCCUCUCUGUGCAAGCCAUGCGGCGAUUUUAAUCUCGCCUCCUGUGGUCUCUCACUUCCACAGAAUCUCCACCUGGAAGGCAAAACAGCUCUGGUCACUGGAGGGCGAUUGAACUUGGGCUAUCAUACAGCGCUGCGACUCUUGAGAUGUGGGGCGAAAGUAAUUGUCUCAACCCGGUAUCCACGUGAUGCGGAGGUGAGAUAUCUGGCGGAGCACGACUCGGAAUCGUGGCGUGAAAGGCUGAAGAUCAUCGGUGCCGACUUUCGGGCAGCAAGUGAUGUGUUUCAGCUGGUGGAAGCUGUGAAAGAAUGCUUGAGGCGGUGGGAUCUGGAAGGAGAGAAUAGACUGGAUGUCUUGGUCAAUAAUGCUGCCCAAACUCUAACAGAUCCAUUGGAGAAGGAACGCCAAGCAGUCGAACAGGAAAAGCGAUUCCAUGGUUCUAGAUUUCAAAGCCAGUUGUUGCUUGGUGGGUCAGGAUACGAAGCACGAAUCAGAGGUGGUUUUCAGGGGUCGAAAUUACUGGCUUAUGGCGCAAAGCGGACGACGAUGUUUCUGGAAGCCAGCAACGCAGAUCUCGGGCCUCAAAACGCCGUCACGGAUCAAAAUCUCGUACGAAGUAACGACACGGAACUGGUUCCAACCGAGAACAGUCUCAAAUCCUCUUGGAUGCAAUCCCUCCAUGAAAUACCCUACGAGGACGUGAUAACGGCCCAUUCAGUCAAUACCUUGGUACCCUUCAUCCUUAUCCGCGAACUUGUUCCCCUCAUGAGCUCGCCCGGUUCCAGCAGCUCCCGAUCCGAAGCACGAGCAAGCAAACCCCAAGCCUACAUAAUCAACGUCUCAUCUCGGGAAGGAACCUUCGAGUCUUCCCAAGCUCACCCCUCCAAGAACGGACACCAUGUACAUACAAACCUCACCAAAGCCGCGUUGAAUAUGUUGACUGCCACGGAAGCAGCGCCUAUGUGGAAAGAGAAGAGAGUCGCGAUAAAUAGCGUGGAUCCGGGAUACAUGAGUGCAGCGCCGGAGAUUGAGACGCGAUGGUGGGAGAUGGCGAUGGGUGAGCAAGGAGGGGAAGCAGGCAGGUGGGAAUGUCCGAUUGGAUGGGAAGAUGGAGCUGGCAGGGUUCUUUGGCCGAUUGCGGUGGGGGAGAAAGGGGAGGCGGUAUGGGGGAGGUUCUUGAAGCAUUUUAGAGAUGAAGAGGUUGGUUGA
Messenger RNA from Endocarpon pusillum Z07020, 1845 nucleotides. RefSeq lists its product as uncharacterized. Lineage: Eukaryota; Fungi; Ascomycota; Eurotiomycetes; Verrucariales; Verrucariaceae. The coding region runs from base 1 to 1845 and encodes 614 amino acids. The transcript has a single exon. The record is from RefSeq and is a predicted model, not a curated record.